AUGGCGUCAACGUUCAGCUUCGGCUUCUCCGGCGACGAUAUCGACAUGGACGUCGACAAUGAUGUCGAAGUUGAAGCUGGGAACAACGUAUCCGAGAAGCCUAAUACAGAAGAUACAAACGCGCCUAAUUCAUCUUUCCCAGCUGUAAGGCAUGCGCUGGAAGAUUGGACAAAAAACCUUCCCUCCCAAAUAUCAUACAAUACAUUAAAACUCGGCAUAUCAAGCCAAGAUGAAAACAAUAAAAAAACAAUAACAGUCGCCCGCCGUGAGCUCUUCGACGUGCGCACUCAACUCAUGGCCGAAGACGACGCCGAGGACCUCGCAACUGACAAUGCGGAGUUGAUUGCUGGCCUAGAGCAAGGAGACCUAAAGCCGAAUUUUUACGAAGGUGGAUUCAAGACGUGGGAGUGUUCGCUAGAUCUUGCGGAUGUUCUUUUGACUUCUGUCGAGAUUGGUGCCAGUGUUGAAGAGGGCGAGGAUGUCCAUGUUAUUGAACUCGGCUGUGGGACGGCGGUGCCUUCUUUGAUGCUUUUUGCAAAGAUAUUAUUGUCGUUGACGUCGACGGACCGGCCAGGGAAGAAGAGGUAUCGCUUCACGAUGGCAGAUUACAAUUCUACGGUUUUGAGGAUGGUCACGUUGAGUAACUUCCUGUUGACAUGGUGGGUUAAUUCUCCUUCUUCGCCGAAGGCGACUACAACCCCUGCUGAAGAACCGGUGGACGGCAAUGAUGAGGAAGAGGGGGAAUUAGAUAUUGACACUACCCUGGUCGACACAUUUCAAAAUGAUCUUGCGAAUAGAGGGAUAGAGAUUGAUUUUAUAUCGGGCGGCUGGUCGGCGGAGUUUGUCCAAUUGGUUCUGAAUCCUGUUGGUCAAGAAGCUGCGAAUAUGUCUUCUACACUCAUUCUCGCUAGUGAGACGAUAUACUCUCCUUCGUCUCUGGGCGUGUUUUCAGAGACGGUGCUGGAUCUGUUACGCCACUCUGUGGGCAGUGAGGAGCCGACCAAAAAUAAGAGUACGGCACUGAUUGCGGCGAAAAAGGUGUAUUUUGGUGUGGGAGGGGGCGUGGAUGAGUUUUUGCAGGUUUUGGAUCAGCAGCCAUUACAAGAUAAGGAGUCUGUUCGGGUGCAGGAGCGGAGAGAGAUAACCUCUGGGGGGGUGAAGAGGGUGGUGUUAGAGAUAGGCAUAGAGAGAAACUGA
Molecule: messenger RNA, 1197 nt
Organism: Talaromyces marneffei
Lineage: Eukaryota; Fungi; Ascomycota; Eurotiomycetes; Eurotiales; Trichocomaceae
Exons: 2
Coding region: 1-1197 (398 amino acids)
Biological process (GO): peptidyl-histidine methylation, to form tele-methylhistidine
Molecular function (GO): protein-L-histidine N-tele-methyltransferase activity
Source: RefSeq, a predicted model, not a curated record